CGCGGCGCGGCCGCCGCCGGGCCGCCGUGCCGGUGGAUGUCAAAGGCUGGCGCGGCGGCGGCGGCACAGUAUAACUCGUGGGGCUGCCGCGGCCAUGGCCACAGCCGCCUCCAACCCCUACGGCCUGCUGGGCGCCGGCGCGCUCGCCCACGCCGAGGGCGCGGGCAUGCAGCAGGGCAGCCCGUUCCGCAGCCCGCAGAAGCUGCUGCAGAGCGAGUACCUGCAGGGCGUCCCCGGCAAUGGGCACCCGCUGGGGCAUCACUGGGUGACCAGCCUGAGCGACGGCGCGCCCUGGCCCGCGGCGCUGGCGGGCGGCCCGCUGGAGCAGCCCGACGUGAAGCCGGGCCGCGAGGACCUGCAGCUGGGCGCCAUCAUCCACCACCGCUCGCCCCACGUCUCCCACCACUCGCCCCACGCCAACCACCCCAGCGCCUGGGGCGCCAGCCCGGCGCACAGCGCCUCGCUGGCCGCCCCCCCCGCCGCCGCCGCCGCCGCCGCCGGGCAGCCCCUGAGCGUGUACUCGCAGGGCGGGUUCGCGGUGGGCGGCAUGCUGGAGCACGGCGGGCUCACCCCGCCGCCCGCCGCCGCCGCCGGCCAGGGCUUGCACCCGGGGCUGCGCGGAGAGGCCGGCGGCGAGCACGGCGAGCUGGGCGGCCACCACUGCCAGGACCACUCGGACGAGGAGACGCCGACCUCGGACGAGCUGGAGCAGUUCGCCAAGCAGUUCAAGCAGCGCCGCAUCAAGCUGGGCUUUACCCAGGCCGACGUGGGGCUGGCGCUGGGCACCCUGUACGGCAACGUCUUCUCGCAGACCACCAUCUGCCGCUUCGAGGCCCUGCAGCUCAGCUUCAAGAACAUGUGCAAGCUGAAGCCGCUGCUGAACAAGUGGCUGGAGGAGGCCGACUCCUCCACCGGCAGCCCCACGAGCAUCGACAAGAUCGCGGCGCAGGGGAGGAAGAGGAAGAAGCGGACCUCCAUCGAGGUGAGUGUCAAGGGCGUGCUGGAGACGCACUUCCUCAAGUGCCCCAAGCCGGCCGCCCAGGAGAUCUCCUCGCUGGCGGACAGCCUGCAGCUGGAGAAGGAGGUGGUGCGGGUCUGGUUCUGCAACCGGCGGCAGAAGGAGAAGCGCAUGACCCCUCCGGGCGAGCAGCCGCAGCACGACGUGUACUCGCACGGCGUGAAAACGGACACGGCCUGCCACGACCUCUGACCGCGGGCUGCAUCCCGGGACUGCCCGCUAUGGGCUUUAACUUAUGCUUUCGGGAGACGCGGCGAGGGGGUCCCCGCCCGCCGCCGCCUCGGCAAUAUUUUUUUUUUUCCUCUCUCCGACCUUUCCGCUGGUCACACACGGUGUUUACUCGCAGACGAGGUUUGUUUUCGGUCUCCGCUAGGACGAAGGGAAAAAAAAAA
This is a messenger RNA of Motacilla alba alba, 1410 nucleotides long. It is a transcript of the gene POU3F4, whose product is annotated as POU class 3 homeobox 4. Gene Ontology annotation, biological process: regulation of transcription by RNA polymerase II; brain development. Lineage: Eukaryota; Metazoa; Chordata; Aves; Passeriformes; Motacillidae. Gene Ontology annotation, cellular component: nucleus. The record is from RefSeq and is a predicted model, not a curated record. Gene Ontology annotation, molecular function: DNA-binding transcription factor activity, RNA polymerase II-specific; RNA polymerase II cis-regulatory region sequence-specific DNA binding.